AUGUCGGAAACAGCGGGAGAGAAGAAACGAGAGUUCAAGUGGAUGACCGUGCUGUGGUACAUCCAUCUCAACGUUCUUGCACUUUACGGCGCCUUUAUUCUUCUGACACAAGCCAAAUGGCUGACCGUUUUCUUCACAUUUUUUAUCAUUUUUCUCUCGAACAUGGGCAUGACUCUCGGCGCCCAUCGUUUGUGGGCUCAUCGGAGUUACGAAGCUCAGGGACACGUGCGACUGCUUCUCAUGCUGGCGCAAACUCUCACCGGCGUGGGGCCGAUCUACGACUGGGUUUUAGCUCACAGAAUUCAUCACACUUAUUACCGAACUGCGAAAGAUCCCUACAAUCACGAUAAAGGAUUCGUCUACAGCCAUGUGUUCAGCAAUCUUAUGAAUUUGCAUCCCGAUCAUGAAGAAAUAGUUCAAUCGAUCGAUAUGCGAGACGUCGAAUUGGACGGCUGGGUUUGGUUUCAAAGAAGGUUCUACUGGCCUCUCUUCAUCGUCGUGGGUCUUUUACUGCCGAUAAACGCGCCUGCUGAAUACUGGGACGAAUCACUUCUGAACACGGUGUUCGCUCUUGGUUUCUUCCGUCUUGCUGUCACCGCGAAUCUCGCCUGGCUCAUCAACAGCGGAGUGCUCAUAUGGGGCUUGAAGCCAGGAGACAAAUAUCCUGCCGAUGACAACAGUGUUUUCUUCAUAACGAAAUCGCACUGGCCGAAUUAUCAUUAUCUGAUCACGUGGGACUAUAAAACCGGCGAAUACGGUAGUUACGAUUCCGGAUGUAUGGCUUUUGUUCUAAACAUUUUCUCGAACUUGGGUUCCAUAUCAUUGCUCAAAACAGCAUCGAACGACGCGAUCAGAGACGCGCUGUACCGGGUUGCAACGACUAAAAGUGUCACGGUGGACGAAGCCCUUGAAGAUGUUAAAAAAAUCGCCGAAAAGGAAGCCGUCAACGUAAAACUUUCUUAUCUUCAUUAGAGAACAAUUCAUCUUUUAUUUUUAUUCUUUCCUGUUGUUUUUUCUUAACUUAUUCCAUACGUUGAGAAAAGCAAGUCAUCGCAUUGCUCAUUAUAUAUUGUAUCGCGUUCGCUUCACAAUUAGAAUAAACGUUUAAUUAUA
Molecule: messenger RNA, 1113 nt
Organism: Venturia canescens
Lineage: Eukaryota; Metazoa; Arthropoda; Insecta; Hymenoptera; Ichneumonidae
Product: acyl-CoA Delta-9 desaturase
Exons: 5
Coding region: 1-972 (323 amino acids)
Biological process (GO): unsaturated fatty acid biosynthetic process
Cellular component (GO): endoplasmic reticulum membrane
Molecular function (GO): iron ion binding; stearoyl-CoA 9-desaturase activity
Source: RefSeq, a predicted model, not a curated record